Messenger RNA from Cucurbita moschata (crookneck pumpkin), 1645 nucleotides. RefSeq names its product probable polygalacturonase. Lineage: Eukaryota; Viridiplantae; Streptophyta; Magnoliopsida; Cucurbitales; Cucurbitaceae. The transcript has 6 exons. Gene Ontology annotation, biological process: carbohydrate metabolic process. Gene Ontology annotation, molecular function: polygalacturonase activity. Bases 93 to 1538 code for a protein of 481 amino acids. The record is from RefSeq and is a predicted model, not a curated record.
UGGUUUUUUUAAACAAAUUUAAUUCCAAAAUUCUCCUAUAAAAUCCUCUGUUCUAAUCUAAAAAACAAUAAACACAAAAAUCUCUUUCAUCCAUGGAUCUUCCUCACAAACCCACAAAAACCCAAAUUACAGCGGCGAGAAUCUCGGUUGUGAUUUUAUUGGCAUUGGUGAGUUUGGGCUCCGUUGAUGGCAAAAAGUCGUGUCCGUUUUCGAGCUACUUGGAAUUUCCGGCGAUCAGUUGCCGGAAACACACGGCAGUGCUGACGGAUUUCGGCGGCAUCGGCGACGGAGUAACUUCAAAUACGAACGCGUUUCGAGAAGCGAUGGAACAUCUCAGCACAUUAGCGGUGGACGGCGGCGCCCAGCUGAUUGUGCCACCCGGAAAAUGGCUGACCGGAAGUUUUAAUCUAACCAGCCAUUUCACACUUUUUGUUCAUAAAGAUGCCCAAAUUCUUGCAUCCCAGGAUGAAUCAGAAUGGCCACUAGUAGAAGUUCUCCCAUCUUAUGGAAGGGGAAGAGAUGCUCCUGACGGGAGAUUCAGUAGCCUCAUCUUUGGAACCAAUCUCACCGAUGUUGUCAUCACAGGUAACAACGGCACGAUCGAUGGACAAGGGUCUUAUUGGUGGGAUAAAUUCCACAAAAAUGAGUUCAAUGUAACACGACCGUACAUGAUUGAGAUCAUGUACUCCAAUCAAAUCCAGAUCUCGAAUCUCACUUUAGUCAACUCUCCGUCAUGGUUUGUCCAUCCGAUCUACAGCAGAAAUGUGAUCAUUCAAGGACUCACCAUUCUAGCUCCAAUCGACUCUCCGAACACCGACGGAAUUGACCCAGAUUCUUGCAUCAAUACUCGAAUUGAAGACUGCUUCAUUGUCUCCGGUGACGACUGCAUUGCUGUCAAGAGUGGAUGGGACCAAUAUGGAAUCCAAUUCGGAAUGCCAACCGAGGACCUCCUCAUCCGCCGCCUCACUUGCAUCUCUCCAGAUUCUGCCGGCAUUGCCCUCGGCAGUGAAAUGUCCGGUGGAAUCCGUAACGUCAGAAUCGAAAAUGUCACUGCAAUCAACACUCAAUCCGCCGUGAGAAUUAAAACUGCCAUUGGACGAGGUGGGUAUGUCAAGGACAUUUUCGUCCGACAAAUGUUUCUAUCCACGAUGAAAUACGUCUUCUGGAUGACCGGAGACUACAAGUCCCAUCCAGACGAGAAGUUCGAUCCAAAGGCGCUGCCGGAAAUUAAGAACAUUAAUUACAGAGAUGUGGUGGCAGAAAAUGUGACUUACUCAGCAAGAUUGGAUGGGAUUUCAGGAGAUCCAUUCACCGAUAUUUGUAUUUCAAAUAUAAAAAUUGGACUAACAGCGAAGCAGAAGAAAUUGCAAUGGAACUGUACAAAUGUUGAAGGAUACAGUAGCGAUGUGGUACCACCGCCGUGUGCUCCGCUGGCUAAGGAGGUGGUGAGUAGCGACGGAUGUCCCUUCCCUGAAGAUCGGCUGCCGAUCGAAGACCUUAAGUUGAUGACUUGCGUUACUAAAAAUCAUGCCACCUGAAAGCUUUAAUUUUUUUUUUUUUUUGUACAAUGGAAUAAAUGGUUAUUUGCAAUAUACUUCGCUACAGAAAAUAAUUAUCGAUUUAGUUUAAUAAAUCCCUUUUUCUU